Molecule: messenger RNA, 2061 nt
Organism: Lottia gigantea (owl limpet)
Lineage: Eukaryota; Metazoa; Mollusca; Gastropoda; Lottiidae
Exons: 17
Coding region: 470-1789 (439 amino acids)
Biological process (GO): proteolysis
Molecular function (GO): serine-type carboxypeptidase activity
Source: RefSeq, a predicted model, not a curated record
CGGACGUCGAAGGGAGCGGGAGGUUCAAGCAGAAAACAGUUCAGAAUCUUUUACAGCAACAUUUUAAAGAUGAUAAAACAAAGUUGAACGCAGAUGCAUUAAAAUUAGUUACAGAAGUAAUGAGAGUAUUUGUGAAAGAGACUGCAUCAAGAGCUGCUAUUCAAGCUAAAAAAGAUUUAUCUGAUGAGGUUAUGAUUGAACAUUUAGAGAAAAUUCUCCCACAGUUGCUGUUGGAUUUUUAAAGAAAUUUUAUGAUUGAAGGGAGACAACUACAUUGGAGACAUUAUUUUUGUGAUAAUCAAGACUACUCCUGGUUAAUGAAGUCUAUGAGUGAAACUGACCUACUUUGAUCACAUGACUGUCAUGGGUUUUGCACUUCUACUUGUGAUUUAAGUUUAUGAUAAAAACUAAACUACAUCUGUUUGAGAUUGUGAACUCAAUCAAGUAGGAGUGCAAACAGUAAUACAAGAUGAUUUUGAAGUUAGGCCUGGGUUGCUUGCUCUUUUUCUUCUGUACUUUAGCACAGGGAAAGGUGCUAGAAUUUAAAAGUGAAAGUAAACAAGUAUGGGACUAUGUGACUGUUAGACCAUCAGCCCAUAUGUUUUACUGGCAUUACUAUACCACCUCAUCUAAAGGAUAUCAGAAUUCACCUUAUGUUCUGUGGUUACAGGGAGGGCCAGGUGGAUCUGGUACAGGCUUUGGUAAUUUUGGGGAAAUUGGUCCCCUUAAUGUUACGCUAGAUAAAAGAAAUACUACUUGGCUAUCUGUAGCCAGUCUGUUGUUUAUAGAUAAUCCAGUAGGUACAGGCUAUAGCUAUGUAGAUAAUGAUGAGGCCUAUACUACAGAUGUUGAUAUGAUCGCUCAGGAUUUGCUCACGAUAUUUACUGCUGUUUUAAAAAAACUACCAGAAUUUGAGACAGUACCAUUCUAUAUAUUUUCUGAAUCUUAUGGUGGUAAAAUGACUGCAGCAUUCAGUGAUGUUCUAUAUUCAAGUAUACAAGCUGGUAAAAUAAAGUGCAAUUUUAAGGGUUUUGCUAUGGGAGAUUCAUGGAUUUCUCCAAUUGACUCUGUUUUAACAUGGGCUCCUUAUCUACACACUAAUUCUUUAGUAGAUUUAGUAGGGUAUACCAAGGUAAGUGAAGCAGCCAUGAAGACUGGAGAGUUACUUAACAAGGGAGAAUACUAUAAUGCUACACAAGAAUGGUCUGCUACCGAAAAUAUUGUAGAACAAGUUACUAAUGGGGUCAAUUUUUAUAAUAUUCUACAGUGGGGAGGCUCUGAACUGCAUGCUAAAAUACCACCAAAUUUAGGAAAAUUAGAGAAGUUAUGGCACCGACAUGUUGGAAUUUACCAGGCAGAUUCAUUAGCAGAAUUAAUGAAUGGACCAAUCAGAGAAAUGUUGGGAAUUAUUCCCAAAAAAGUCACAUGGGGAGGACAAUCUGGUAUGGUAUUCCAGAAACAAAGUGUAGAUUUUAUGAAACCAAUUGUAAGCACUGUAAAUAAGCUAAUCCAGAAUAGUGAUUUAAAAGUUGUUGUAUAUAGUGGACAAUUAGAUCUUAUAGUAGAUUCACUAGGAACAGAAAAUUGGGUUCAUACUCUAUCCAUUGAUGAAGAAUACAAACGAGCCACUAGAGUACCUAUUUAUAAUCCUGUUACCAAAGAAACUGCAGGUUUUGUCAAGAAGGCUAAAAAUUUUGAAUUUUAUUGGAUAUUGUCUGCUGGUCAUAUGGUACCAGCUGAUAAUGGCCCUACUGCAUUAAAAAUGUUAAAGAUGAUUACUGAGAAUUAACUUCUGAGCUUUCAGUUAUUACUCAAAUGGUAACCAGAUUUGUCUUAUCAACUUAUUUACACAUCAGUUACAAACAUUCAGUUAAUAGAGAUUUGAGGACCCUGGUGUGUAUAAACAAAUUUGCUGAGCUGUGGUAAUUAAGUUUAUACUUACACAGUUGUACACAAUUUGUAGUUUCAGUCAUACAAUCCUGCCUUUAUUUGAAAGAGUAGUUUUUUGUUUGUUUAUUAAUUUUGUAUAGUUUUUGUUAAUAAAUACUUUGUAAUUAUGUU